AGCCACACACAGGCAUCGGGGAAGGAGGCCGGCCUCUCAGAGCCCGGCGUGGGACUGCCGCGAGCCCGGGCGGGAACCAGCCCAGCAACAGUGCAAGUCUUUCCCAAAGCGCUGCUUCCCCUUCGCCCCGUCCUCAGCCCCCGCCACGCUGCAACUGCCACCUCCUCGACUUCUCUUCCCGAUUUCCCCCCCUUCCUCCGCCGGCGAUUACUGGGCUAACGGGAAAGCGCGUGUUUGCUCCGAAGCGCGCACGCACAUUCACACGCACUUCCAGGAAACCCAGGGGGAAGCGGCGAGGCUUUGGCGAAAGGAAGCGGCCCUCCCGCGCCACACCCCUCCCUCCCCCCCCGCAACAACUUCCACCUUUUUUCUUCUUUUGGAGUCCCAAUCCGGGAAAGCAAAACACAACCCCCGACAAGCGGGGAGGGGAAGUCACUCGCACAACCCUGCCGUCCGGUGCGGUGCCCUGCUGCGCGGAGCUCUUGCCGGGGUCCCCCUCCCUCCCUCCCUCCCCCAGCCGGGGAGCCGCGAUUGUCGAGGGAUGGGAAAGAGAGGCGGCGGCGGGACCGGCGGGAGCUCUCUCGGCGGCGGACCCGCUGAAGUGCUGCAACUCCGGGCUUCGGCUUGAUUUUUCUCGCCGCCGCUGGAGAAACCACAGGCGUCUUUGCUUCCAUUGCCAGCCGAGAUGCCCCUGCGGUAACAGCAAGAUUCCUUUCAGCCAACUAGAGGCGCAAUGGUCCCCCUCUGCUGGUGCUGCCCGACGGCACCCGUGCCAGCCAUGAGCCGCACAGCCAUCCCCUCCUACCACUUCAAGAGUUUCUGUGGCGAGUUCGAGCGGGUGGAGAGUGCCUUGGAGCGCUUGGAGGCCAGCGGCUUCUACUGGGGCAGCCUGUCGGGGACUGAAGCUAAGCGGCUUUUGACCUCCCAGCCACCCGGCGUCUUCCUGGUGCGAGACUCCUCUGACCACCACCACCUGUUUGCCCUCAGUGUCCGCACGAGCAUGGGCAUCACCAACCUGCGCAUCCAGCAGCAGGGCUCAGCCUUCCACCUGGAGGCCCUGCCGGGCGCGGGUCACCCCCCAUCGUUUAAAUGUGUGGUCCAGCUGGUGGAGCAUUACCUGUGCCUGGGGGCAGUGGAAGGGGGUCCCUGCUACCUGGAGAAGGAGGGGCAGCCCCCAGUGCCCUUGGCCCUCACCCACCCGCUCUGCUGCAAGGUGCCCACCUUGCAAGAGCUGUGCCGCCGGGCAGUGCGGGCCAGCGUGCAGGGUAGAGGGGACACCAGGGCUCAGCUGCAGGACCUCCCAGUGCCCCGGGGACUACUGAACUCGCUGUGCAGCUAAGAGGGAGAUGUCGCCACCUUUAAACACCUGCAGGGUCUCUUCCCUUUCAAACAUUCCUUGUACAGUACACUGCUGCCAGCGAGCAAGCAGGGUUGCGCCGGGGGUGCCUGUUCAUUAUUAUCUUCAUGGAAUAAACUGACUGGCUUCAGCCAGCCCUUCAUUCAUCCAAAA
This is a messenger RNA of Heteronotia binoei (common prickly gecko), 1510 nucleotides long. RefSeq names its product suppressor of cytokine signaling 3-like. The record is from RefSeq and is a predicted model, not a curated record. The coding region runs from base 734 to 1339 and encodes 201 amino acids. Gene Ontology annotation, biological process: intracellular signal transduction; phosphatidylinositol phosphate biosynthetic process. Lineage: Eukaryota; Metazoa; Chordata; Lepidosauria; Squamata; Gekkonidae. Gene Ontology annotation, molecular function: 1-phosphatidylinositol-3-kinase regulator activity. Gene Ontology annotation, cellular component: phosphatidylinositol 3-kinase complex. The transcript is spliced from 2 exons.